This is a messenger RNA of Melanotaenia boesemani (Boeseman's rainbowfish), 2171 nucleotides long. RefSeq names its product wingless-type MMTV integration site family, member 8b (gene wnt8b). The transcript is spliced from 7 exons. Gene Ontology annotation, molecular function: frizzled binding; cytokine activity. The record is from RefSeq and is a predicted model, not a curated record. Bases 587 to 1669 code for a protein of 360 amino acids. Gene Ontology annotation, cellular component: extracellular region. Lineage: Eukaryota; Metazoa; Chordata; Actinopteri; Atheriniformes; Melanotaeniidae. Gene Ontology annotation, biological process: cell fate commitment; canonical Wnt signaling pathway; neuron differentiation.
UUCCUGCAUGUCUGUCUGAGAGGGUGAUAUGCGCUGAUUCAAUCACACCUUCCUCAAACCAUGAAUUACUUCCUCAAGAACAAAUGGUUCGGUACAAUUUUAUUUGUUGCCCCAUCAAACUAAGAAUCCAUCAUUCAGAGGACUAUCUUCCACUAAUCCCAGACAAUCAGUUGAGCGUUAGAUAAUUUAAACACCUAAACUUUUUUUUUUUUCUGGCCAGAAAUACAAGGGAUCAAUGUUACACUUUUCCUAUAGGAUUAAAUAGAUCUUCCUUUGCUCUUGAAUGGAGGCAGGGAACCUACUGUUGUCCGGCCCUGAAGGCCCAGGGUGCCCUUUUGAUCAUUUCAGUCUCUCAUUGGUGCAAUACUUCUGAUUGGCCAAGAGACUAAGAAGGGGGAAAAUCUUUAAUUAAGCAGAUAAUCUCUUGUUGGGACAAGAGCAGCUCCAUUUCAGAGCCCCCUCCUUGAAUCUUGAUAGCUCCUGGUGAAGUUUCAUGUGCUGGUAGCUCAGUUUCCUUUCCAUCUUUGUGCUGUCUACAGGCUUGGGACGAAGCUUUGAGUUACCUUCAGCACGCUCACCUGUCAGGAUGUUUGUGCACUGGGAGGCUUUCUAUUACAUUUUCAUCCUCCUGACUAACAUGAGAUUCUACUGCUGCUGGUCAGUGAAUAAUUUCUUGAUGACUGGACCCAAGGCAUACCUGAUCUAUUCGAGCAGUGUGGCAGCAGGAGCUCAGAGUGGCAUAGAGGAGUGCAAAUACCAGUUUGCAUGGGACCGCUGGAACUGCCCUGAGAGAGCUUUACAGCUGUCCACGCACAGCAGCUUGCGCAGUGCAAAUCGAGAGGCGGCGUUCGUCCAUGCCAUCAGCUCCGCUGGGGUUAUGUACACCUUGACCAGGAACUGCAGUCUCGGAGAUUUUGACAACUGUGGCUGUGAUGACAGCAGAAAUGGACAACGAGGUGGUCAUGGUUGGCUCUGGGGUGGCUGCAGUGACAAUGUUGGCUUUGGUGAGGCUAUUUCCAAACAGUUUGUUGACGCCUUGGAGACUGGGCAGGACGCUCGGGCAGCCAUGAAUCUCCACAAUAACGAAGCUGGGCGCAAGGCUGUGAAGGGGACCAUGCAGAGGACAUGCAAGUGCCAUGGGGUGUCAGGAAGCUGCACGACUCAGACCUGCUGGCUGCAGCUGCCAGAGUUCAGGGAGGUGGGGAACUACUUGAAGGAGAAGUACCACAGGGCUCUGAAAGUGGAUCUCCUACGAGGAGCAGGGAACAGCGCAGCCAGCCGAGGAGCUAUUGCUGAGACCUUCAGCUCCAUAUCCCGUAAAGAGCUGGUUCACCUUGAAGACUCCCCUGAUUACUGCCUGGAAAAUCGUACUCUGGGCUUGCCAGGCACGGAGGGCCGUGAGUGCCUGAAGAAGGGCAAGAACUUGAACAAAUGGGAGAAACGGAGCUGCAAGAGGUUGUGUGGAGAGUGUGGGUUGGCUGUUGAGGAGCGCAAAGCUGAGAUGGUGUCAAGCUGUAAUUGUAAAUUCCACUGGUGCUGCGCUGUGAAGUGUGAGCAGUGCAGAAAGACAGUGACCAAGUACUUCUGUGUGAAGAAAGGGGGUCAAAGGGGAAGGAAUGAGAGCGCUAAUACCCGCCAGAAGAACCUCAGACUGAGGAAGAAGCACUGAACGCCUUCAUCGAUCCACAUGAACACAUCACAUUUGUAAAAUUGCAGCUUCUGCCUGUAUCCAGACUGCAGGAAACUCGUGUUCAGGACAAAACCUUUCAGACCAUCUCCACUGACUGCUUUGUAUUUAAGGUUAAUGACAGGAAUGAGCAGUCAUAUGAUAGAAGAGAUGAGCUUUUACAACUUGGUAGAGUUUUUUUUAAAGCAUAAAUGUAUUUAAGAUAUAUUUUUAUAUUUUUUUGCAACAUUUUGAAGAGUCACUGGGCAUUGAAAGAAUGUGUUUUUUUCUGACUUUAAAAUGGUCUAGAUCUUUAUUCAUUCUCAUACUUAGAUAAAAACCCAGGAGAAAUUCUUGGCAGUUUAAAAAGUGAUCUGACUAUUGUCUAAUGCUACAACUGAUUAUUUUUUUUUCUUAUGGCCAGCCUUGCAGUUAUCUUUAUGAAUUUCAUAUAUUGCUGGUAAUAUCCCCUUAUGUUUUCAGCCCAUUUUUGGAUGAAAAAUAA